GGCUGGCCUGGAGGGGGAGGGCUGGCUGGGGAGGUCUGAGCUCCCAGCAGGAUCAGCAAAGGCUCAGCAGUGUCUUAGGUUUAAUCCUGCCCCCACCCCUGCCUCUGUCAGUCUGCCCCUCCUACUUCACCCCUGCCCUUCCCUUCACCCAACCCCCAGCCUGGCCGCUCCUGCAGCUGAAUGGACUUCUCCCUCGGCCUACGCUUGGGCCCUCGCAACAAGAAGGCCACCCACCAACAGCCCCCUACACCCUCUGGGCACGCCGCACCAGCUGCCGCCCCUUGUCUGUCCUGUCCCCCCUCCGCCUGUUUUUGCCCCUGCCCUAGCUGUCCUCCUCCCACCUGCUCCUGCACUGCCUAUCCCUCCCAUGCAGCUACCUGCCCCUCCUGCCCCGGUCUUCCUGGCCCACCCUGUACCUGCUCCUGCCCCCCCUGCCCUGCCUGUCCUCCCCUGACUUGUCCCCACAGCUCCUGUGUCUUGUGCGCUGGUCCGCACGUGACCUGCUGCCACCCCUCACCUUGCCCAAUUUACCCUUGCUCCAGAGGCCGAGCUGCCUGUCCCAGCUCCUGCCUGGGCUGCAGUGACAGCUGUGGCUGUGGCCCAGGGGCUCCUCCAGGCUCCACUGGCCGCUGCAGCCGCUGCUUCCGGGGACAACGCACCUCUCAGAGGCACUGUCUCAUAGUCUAGCUGGACUGCUGCCCCGCUGAGAGGUUGUCGGUCUGGUCUCCCGGAGCACUUCUGCCAGCUGCUUCCUCUGGGGGGAGGCAGAAGCUCUGGAGUGAGGAGAGGCAUCAGCUAAACCCCUCACCCAGAAGACUGCUCAGAGCCCCCGCGCAUCCCCCAUAGUCCCUGAGAGCGGGGCAUCUGCUUUGAUGUUAGUUUCUGGGCCUGCUCCCGCUGGUUCCAGAACCUCCUCUUCUGCAACUUCUGAAAUGGAAAGCAUGCUUCUCAGAGCCUCCCUCAAGGCCUCGGAAGGUGAGGAAGUUGGCCAUUUUCUUCCUGUAGUCAGCCUCUGCUGGACAUCCUUCUUGGCUCAUCUUCUCUGCAGUUCUCAUGGAUAAGGAACCUGGAGUUCUCUGCCUGGAUGUCUUGUCUUUCAAAUCUCUGAGUGCUCGCACAGUGUCAUGACCUCAAUCUUCCAGCAAUAAUCCCCUCUGUUACAUCCAUGCUCAUCUGGCAUGGGGAUAAGGGAAGCUGGGAAGUCUGGUCUCAGUGAUCCCAUCCAUAUAGCUAAGUCAAAAUACCCUGUCCCUGUGGAUAGGACCUGAGUUUGGAGAAGCCACCAAGAGGAAGCUGGAAGUAAGAGCCCCAGGUAUCUGCUCAGGGCUGGACCCUAAGCUAAAAGCCCCUAAGCAUCCCUCCGCACUCAAGUCCUCUGACAUCAGUCUGUUUCAAUGUUCUCUUUCUCGGCCUCCUUCUCUGGGACUCUUUUGAGCUUUCCUUUCUAUCUGUUUAUCUUUCUGUGUACCCUUCCUUCUGUCUUUCUACAUCACUCUCUCCAUUUCUAUUUCCUUCUUUCUGUCAUUGGGAGGUUCUGCCUUCACUUAACUUUGCCUCUACAUCAGCCUUCCUCAUUUUCUAUCCUAUUUCUCCCUCCUUCUAUUUCCCCAUCUAAUGUAAAGUCUAUUUAACAUAUAUGUCUUUUUCUUUCCCCCUUCCCUGUCUCAGUUUGUGUCUUCACCUCUAUUUUCUUCCUUGGUCUUUCGAUCCACCUUAUCUCUCUCUUUUUCUAAGCAAGCUCUACGCCCAACAUGGGGCUCGAACUCAGGACCCGGAGAUCAAGAGUCACACGCUCCACUGACAGAGCCAGCCAAACUCCCCUCUCUCUGCUUUUCUAUCCUGUUCUGCUUCUGGUGCAUUUCAUUCUCAAUCUCUUCCAUUUCUAUUUCCCUUUCUGUGCUUGCCUCCCUUCCAAUCUUCUGGGUCUAGCUGUGUAUUCAUUUCCUAUCUCUUUCUGCCUCCCCAAAUCUGGCUUUCUCUCUCUCUCCCUGGGUCCUGCAGCUGCCUCUACACCAUGCCUGUGUCACGCCCAUCUCAUUACUGCACAAGGUCCAGGACACUGAGUCCUCUGAUGUCUGUCUGUCUCACACACACCCCAUGCCCUGGAGUGAGCAGAGCUGGACACAGCUACCAGAAUUGUCCUUCCUUUCCCCACCAUCUAGGCCAUCCAUCUCAACUCAGCUCCAAGCCCAAACUUUUUAAAAAUGAUGUUUCUUCCAAUUUCUUAUUCUGAAAAUUGGCAAUUAAAAAGAAAAAGAAUUGGGGUGCUUGGCUGGCUCAGUUGGUGGAGUGUGUGACUCUUGAUCUUGGGGUUGUAGGCUCAAGCCCCAUGUUGGGUAUACAGAUUAUGUAAAAAUAAAAUCUUUGGGAAAAAAAAACCAAUUAGGUAUUUAUGCUGCCUGUGCUGUAUAAACUAUAUUUCAGGGUAGCCAAAUAGCUCUUAAGAAGAAUUCCAGCUAAUGUGGAAGGAAUACGGAAUUGGAAAAAUCAUUGGGCAGCCCUUGAUCAAAUAAUUGAUCAAAGCAAGAAUCAUGAAUGGAUGAGACCAAAGAUGAUGGUUGAUGGUGAACUUUACAAUGGAGGAAUCAAGCCGUGACCACCUAACCCCACUGAGGAAUCUUACCAUCACUAAAAGGGGUAUAACCCCUCUACUGUGUACCUCCUGGGGUGAUGCGAUAUGAAGCACUCAGCACCACCCAUGAAAGACUCUUGCCAAACAAAGGAACAAACACACACACAAAACUGAACAUGAUUCUAAUCAAACCUCUAAAACCAACCUCCAUUUAACAGGAAAUAUCAGGGAUGGAGGAACAAUUUAAAUGACACAACGAGGAAGUAAGAAGACACAUCCAGAGAGUGGGAACUUUUCAAGGAAAUGUGGCUCAAUUUCUUCAACUAGUCAAUGGCUAGGGGGGAAAAUUGAGAGAGGACAUAAAAGGACUACUAUUAUAUGGGGCAUGUGGACUCUUUUGGUUCCUAAUUGGAUAACCCAAUUGUAAAAAGACAGUUUCAGACAGUUGGAGCCUCUUACUUACGGACUGGAGAAUGCCAAGGAGUCAGUAUUGAUUUUGUUAGACAUAAAAUGGCUUUGGGGUUUUGUAAGAAAAGGGCCUUAUUUCCUAGGGGUGCAUAUUGAAGUAUGGAGUGAAGUGACAUACUUACUUUUAAAUAUUUGGGCAGAUAAAAAAGGACGGAAUUAAAGGAAUAGAAGCAACGAAGUGACAGAAUUAUAUUAUUGAAUUAACUAUGUAGGGGUUCAUAGAACUCUGCUCUCUACCUGUGUGUAUGUUUAAACAUUUUCAUAAUAAAAGUUUUAAAUGUU
Messenger RNA from Felis catus (domestic cat), 3322 nucleotides. Its product is annotated as sperm mitochondrial-associated cysteine-rich protein-like. Bases 181 to 687 code for a protein of 168 amino acids. The transcript is spliced from 2 exons. Lineage: Eukaryota; Metazoa; Chordata; Mammalia; Carnivora; Felidae. The record is from RefSeq and is a predicted model, not a curated record.